Messenger RNA from Chenopodium quinoa (quinoa), 1797 nucleotides. Its product is annotated as putative disease resistance protein RGA3. The transcript has a single exon. The record is from RefSeq and is a predicted model, not a curated record. The coding region runs from base 1 to 1797 and encodes 598 amino acids. Gene Ontology annotation, molecular function: protein binding. Lineage: Eukaryota; Viridiplantae; Streptophyta; Magnoliopsida; Caryophyllales; Amaranthaceae.
AUGCACGACUUGAUGCAUGAUCUUGCUCAAAAUGUGGCUGGAGUCACGUGCAAGUUUGCAAAGUCUGCAGAAAGCAAUUUUAAUGAUAAAAUCCUCCACUUGUCCUUUGCUUAUCAGUGUACUUUCAUGCCGGAAAUCCCAAAAGGCAUGCUUAAUUUGAAGCGGCUGCGUACCUUUCUUUUGCCGGAGCAAAUAUAUGAUGGGUCUACCUUCAGCAAAUCAAUAUGCAAACAGAUAACAACGAGGUUUAGCUGCUUGCGGGUGUUGGAUCUACAUAAUCUCCACCUCAAGAGUUUGCCCAGUUCAAUUGGUAAGCUUAUUCACUUGAGAUUCCUCAAUUUAUCUCACACAGACAUUGAAGAACUCCCUGAUUCAAUCACAAAUCUUCAUAAUUUGCAAACACUAAAUCUAUAUGAGUGUUUGCUGCUUAGAACACCACCAAAAGAUAUUAGAAAGCUUACCAAUUUAAGGAACCUUAAUGUUGCUUCUUGUUACAACUUAACUUACAUGCCAUCAGGGUUAGCAGGAUUGACUUUGCUGAAUAGGCUGCCGAUGUUUAUAGUAAAUUAUGAGUAUUUGGCACACUUAAGGUACAAGCCCAACAGUACUACUAAAUUGAGUGAUCUAAAAGAACUCAAUAACUUGAGAGGUGACCUUUAUAUUAAGAUCCAUAGAGAUUUUGAGAAGAACAUGCUAGAAGAAGCAAUGGAAGCAAACUUGAGCAACAAACAAUGGCUGACUGAAUUGAGAAUAACCUUUAACUUUGAUUAUAUAGCUGAUAAUAUUUGCAAUUACCAUGAUGAAGAUGUGCUAGAGGGCCUCAAACCACAUUCUAAUUUAAGGAAACUGUGGAUUGAAAGGUACAAGGGUCAGAAGCUCCCAAGAUGGGCGAGGGGUGAUUUGUGUAUAACUCUUCCUUCUUUGGUUGAAAUUAUACUUAAGAAUUGUAAUUGUCAACAAGUCCCUAUCUUUAGUCAACUACGUUUCUUGAAGCGUCUUGAGAUUAUGUGUAUGGAUAAUGUGGAAUAUAUAGAGAAUAAUGGUGUGUGUGACACUUCCUAUUUAUCAUCAAAAUCGCAAGGGAUGCAAACUCUAUUCUUCCCAUCUCUUGAAGUACUUAGGUUGACAGAAAUGAAAAAAUUAAAAGGAUGGUGGAAAGUAGAAGAAAUUGAGAGUACAAAUGAUUCAGAAAGUACAUUGUCAUCCGAAUUAGUAGGGACAUGCCAGCAAUAUGGUCAUCAUCAAUUAUCCAUGCAAACUAUAUUCUUCCCAUCUCUUGAAGAACUUAGGUUGAAAGCAAUGAAAAAACUAAAAGGAUGGUGGAAAGGAGUAGAAGCAAUUGAGAAUACAACUGAUUCAGAAAGUACAUUGUCAUCCAAAUUAGUAGGGACGGGCCAGCAAUAUGAUCAUCAUCAACUAUCCAUGCAAUUUUGUAAUCUCUCAAAGUUACAUAUAUUCAAUUGUCCGGAAUUGAAAUUCCUGCCACUUUGUCCGAAAGUGGAGGUUUUGAGACUAAUUGGCACCAAUGAGAGGCUCUCAGUAUUGAAGAUGGCAACAAGUCUAUCAACAACGACCGCAUCUACUUCUUCUGGUUCGGGAAGGGCUGAUUUGAAGUUGAAGAAGCUGACAAUGGAUAAUGUGGAAGAUCAACUUAUGUCCCUCCCUAAACAAUAUCUGCAACAUCUUUCUUCACUAAUUGUUGCCUGUGAUCGCAAGCUGGUGAACACUGAAAGUCUAGGAGAAGCGUUUCAAACUCUUAUCUUUUUCUCUCCAAUAUUUGGAAUUCGUGUGCUGUGA